AUGAAAUUCCUAGCAUGGAACAAUUCAUGGACUUCCUGGAAACAAGAUGCUCUUUUCUUAGCGCUUUAUCUCGCACAGCCUCAAUCAAUAUAUCAAAUAAUACACAGUCAUUCGAAACAGCAGUCAGUAAAGCAAUCAUCUAAGCAAUUUCAAGCUCAUGUCGGAACAGAAAACUCAACAUGUCCAAUCUGUCAGAACACGCAUAAAAUAUUUCAAUGUCUCAUAUUUCGUGACAUGUCAGUGCAGGCUCGCCUAGAAAAGGUCAAGAGCAGUAGAUUGUGCUACAAUUGUUUGAAGCCAUUCCAUGGAAAGAAAUGUACUUACGGAUCAUGUAAAAAAUGUUAUAAACAUCACAACACUUUGCUACACAAUGACAAAACUGCUGAUUCGAAUACUCUCCCGUUAGAAGCAGAUAAAGGCAGCAGCACUGCCAAACAAAAUGUUUUAAGUAGCGUAGGCGCGAAAUCUGAUAAGGCGGACGGACCGAAAGACGAUUCGUAUAGCGUUAAUAAUUUUUUAUCUUCAUAUCAUACGCGACACUCAACCUUAACCGUCUUGUUGUCGAUAGCAGUAGUACACGUACGUGAUCGUCACAGAAAUUUACGCGAAUGCAGAGCCUUGCUAGAUUCCGGAUUGCAACCUAAUUUUAUAUCACAAGAGCUAAGUGAGUGUUUAGAAUUACCUCAACAAAACACCGAUGUCAUAGUCAGGGGAGUCAAUAACGUCUCAUCCACGCCUCAAUACGAAACUACUGCCACAAUAUGUUCUAGAUUCAAUAAGUAUCAGGAAACGUUAUCCUUCUUAGUAGUCGAUAAGGUCACCGGUAAUCUACCACCAAUAUCCAUAAAUGUCAACUCAUUUCAAAUACCGUCUAAUAUCAAAUUAGCUGAUCCAGCUUUCCAUACCCCAGGUAAAAUAGAUCUAAUUCUAGGCUCAGAAGUCUUUUGGAGGAUGUAUCAGGCAUGGCAAGAUCUCGCUCAUCAAUCUAGACCCGUUGUGCGAAGUCAUCUUGCUCAUUGUGAGGACUUGCAACAACAAGUAGGAAAAUUCUGGCAACUCGAGGAGUUACCGCCGACUCAACACCUGAUAACAGAAGAGCAAACAUGCGAGAAACACUUCAGCGAAACACACUUGCGAGCAGAGGAUGGAAGAUUCAUCGUGCAGCUUCCUCUGAAAGGAACUCAUAUGCAACUAGGCGACUCCUACGACGCUGCAAAGCGCAGACUCAUCACGUUAGAGAGAAGGUUGUCAAAACAGCCAGAAUUAAAACUCCAAUACGAUUCUUUCAUGCAGAAAUAUAUAGACCUCGGACAUAUGAAGCAUGUACCCGCCAGUUCACAAGAACCAGAGGACGAUUACAGAACAUAUUAUGCCGUCAUUACCACAUCAUGCUGUUCUCAAGCCAGACAGUUUGAUCCAAUCGAGGAAAUACAGACAUAUGAGCUUCAAACAGUCACUUAUGAAGAAGCUUGCUCGGCAUUCUUAGCCAUUCGUUGUCUUCAUCAAGCAGCAGAGGACUCACAGCAUCAGUUCCCGAGAGCUGCCGAAAUCAUUAAGAGCGACUUCUAUGUAGACAACCUUCUGACAGGUGAUGACAAUAUUAAUAACCUGCAGGAAAUAAGGAAGGAAGUCACAGCGAUUCUGCAAUCAGCGAAAUUUGAGCUGCACAAAUGGAAAUCAAAUUGCACGUUCUUAGAUAAUGUGAACAGAGGGGAAGCCACCUUCGAGCUAUGCGGUAGCACAAAAAUUCUUGGUCAGUUAUGGGAUACCCAACUUGACACUUUUCACUAUACAGCCGCACUAUCGGAGAAACUGCGAAGGUUAACCAAAAGACAGGUUUUAUCUUACACCUCUCAAAUUUUUGACCCACUCGGUCUAAUAGAGCCAGUCAUCACACAAGCCAAGAUACUCCUACAGCGGAUAUGGCAAGCGAAAUUAGCUUGGGACGAAUCAUUGCCUUCCCAGCUUCAUACACAAUGGACCGCAUGGUACGGGAAAAUAUCAUGUCUUAAUCAUUUGAGGAUACCUCGACGCGUUCUUUGCGACAAUCCAGUGCGUGUAGAAUUACACGGAUUUUGUGACGCAUCUGAGCAAGCCUACGGCGCCUGCACCUACAUCAGAAGUACAGAUUCAAAUCAGUGUCAUCAUGUCCGGCUGCUGUGUACCAAGUCACGCGUGGCUCCUUUAAAAACCGUAUCAUUGCCAAGGCUUGAGCUCUACGCCGCUCUACUGCUAUCACGGCUAUAUCAGCGGGUAAUCGAAUCGUUAAACCUAAACUUGGAUAAUACUCAUUUUUGGAGCGACUCCAUCAUAACAUUGUCUUGGAUUGCUGGAGAACCAAGCAGAUGGGCAACCUUUGUCGCAAAUCGUACAGCUGAAAUUCAGGAGUUAUCAACAAAUGCAAAAUGGCACCACAUUCGCUCAGAACUGAAUCCAGCCGAUUUUAUCUCAAGAGGAAUGAAUCCAGACGAAAUUCAAAAUUGCAAUCUUUGGUGGAAAGGACCUUCUAUCCUGUAUGACAACUACGACGAAGCCAUAUAUAAUUCUCCGCAAUUGCUUCGACCAGAAGAAACGCCUGAGAUUAAGCGUCAAGUCAUCGUUUCAUUUGUCGCUCCAGAAGAAAGAAUAGACAUUAUCAGCAGAUUUUCUUCUUUGAGCAGACUAAGGCGAACCGUUGCAUAUUGCUUUCGCUUCGCGUACAAUUCAAAACACAAGACCCAACAAGGAGAACUCAAAUUUACAGGACCGUUACAAGUCCAGGAACUUGAGCGCAGCAUGCAAGCACUUCUACUUAUGGCCCAAGGAGACGAAUUCAAUGAAGAAAUCCACCAACUAACUCAGAAGCGUGAAAUAUCAUCCAAGAGUAAAAUACUUUCUCUUUCAUCCUUUAUUGACACCAAUGGAUUACUAAGGGUUGGAGGACGGUUACAGGAAGCUUCACUAGAUUAUCAUCAGAAGCACCCUAUAAUUCUACCAAAAAAGCAUCAUUUCACUAGCUUAAUCAUAAUGCAAGAGCAUUUAAAAAACAUGCACGCGGGACCACAGGCUCUGCUAUCUAUAAUACGAGAAAUACUGGCCUUUGUCAGGACGAAGCGUUUUGGCUCGACCUUACUAACAUUUGAAGAAUUGAGUACCGUAAUAGCUCAGGUAGAAACCAUACUAAAUUCGAGACCAUUAACGCCGAUGUCUACGGAUCCUAGUGAUUUACAGGCUUUAACCUCGGGUCACUUUUUGAUCGGGCGUCCACUCGUUGCAAUCACUGAGGCCGACCUCACAGACAUUAGUACAAACCGUCUUUAUCGCUAUCAGCUUUUAGAACGCAUGAAGCAAACUUUUUGGAAGCGAUGGUCAAGCGAAUAUUUAACUCAGCUUCAGCAACGAAACAAGUGGAAAAGAGUUCAAGUUACAAUAAAGAUUGGAACCGUAGUCGUAUUACGAAAUGCCAAUACCCCGCUGAUGAAUUGGCGAAUUGGGAAGAGUAGUAGCAUUGCAUUCUGGAAAAGAUGA
Molecule: messenger RNA, 3507 nt
Organism: Cyphomyrmex costatus
Lineage: Eukaryota; Metazoa; Arthropoda; Insecta; Hymenoptera; Formicidae
Exons: 4
Coding region: 1-3507 (1168 amino acids)
Source: RefSeq, a predicted model, not a curated record